Messenger RNA from Teleopsis dalmanni, 789 nucleotides. RefSeq lists its product as uncharacterized. NCBI's taxonomy places the organism in Eukaryota, Metazoa, Arthropoda, Insecta, Diptera, Diopsidae. The record is from RefSeq and is a predicted model, not a curated record. Bases 1 to 789 code for a protein of 262 amino acids. The transcript is spliced from 2 exons.
AUGUUCAUAAAGGUAGUCCAUAUCACAGUAUUUGCAUUUCAAAAUACAAACGAAAAUGAUGAAAUAACACGCUACCAAAUGGGCAGAUAUAUCAGCAGUAACGAAGCCAUAUGGCGAAUUUUUGGUUUUCAAAUACACGAACGAGAUCCAGCUGUAGUACAUUUAAGUAUACAUCUUGAAAAUGGUCAACGUGUUUAUUUCAACGAACAAAAUGCAAUAGAAAGGGCAUUAACAACAUCAAAAACUACGUCAACCGAGUUCUUUGAAUUGAAUAAACAACAAAAUAUUUUUGGGCAAUACGCAAGAACUUUACUUUAUUCGGAAGUUCCAACAUAUUUCACAGGGAACAAAGCUUUAAAAAGACUGCUUUUGAUAAAUGUACGCGGUCCAACAUCGUAUGAGUAUUUGAGAACUGUCAAUGGUCAGCUAUACAAUACAUAUCAUGAUGCAUGUAGAGAAUUGCAAUUGCUGGAAAGCGAUAAUCAUUGGGACAUCACGCUCCGGGAUGCAGUAUUAAGUUCUUUUCCACAUCAAAUUCGUCAAUUAUUCGCUAUAUUGUUGACAACAUGUUUUCCAAAUAAUCCCAAAGAAUUGUGGGAAAAAUAUAAAUGCUCAAUGAGUGAAGAUGUACUACAUAGACAUAGAACAACAAAUCAUGACUUAAAUAUUCAAUUCAAUCGUGAAAUUUAUAACGAAGCUUUGAUUAUGAACGAAGACUUAUGUUUACUUAUAUCAAAUCAACCACUUAAAUUAUUAGGAUUGUAUUCGCUAAAUCGUACUUCAGUAUAG